Messenger RNA from Psammomys obesus (fat sand rat), 1270 nucleotides. RefSeq names its product paired box 4 (gene Pax4). Gene Ontology annotation, biological process: anatomical structure development; regulation of transcription by RNA polymerase II. The record is from RefSeq and is a predicted model, not a curated record. Lineage: Eukaryota; Metazoa; Chordata; Mammalia; Rodentia; Muridae. Gene Ontology annotation, molecular function: DNA-binding transcription factor activity, RNA polymerase II-specific; RNA polymerase II cis-regulatory region sequence-specific DNA binding. Bases 197 to 1270 code for a protein of 357 amino acids. The transcript is spliced from 11 exons.
GGAGGCUGUUACAAGACCAGGGGACCAGCAACCUCUGGAGCCAGCCCGGAAUCCUGAGACUUUUCCCUGGAAUUCCCACCUCAUUUCCCUCCACUCAGAACCAUCCCCAAGUCAGAAGAGAAACUUCUAGAGGGAUCUCGGCUCUUCAGCUUGCCAGCUGGCUUCCCGCUCCUCUGUGGGAAGGACCAGUAGAAGGAUGCAUCAGGACGGAAUCAGCAGUGUGAAUCAGCUGGGGGGACUCUUCGUGAAUGGCCGGCCCCUUCCUCUGGACACCCGGCAGCGGAUUGUGCAGCUAGCGAUCAGUGGGAUGCGGCCCUGUGACAUCUCGAGGAGGCUUAAGGUAUCUAAUGGCUGUGUGAGCAAGAUCCUAGGACGGUACUACCGCACAGGUGUCCUGGAACCCAAGGGUAUUGGGGGAAGCAAGCCUCGUCUGGCCACGCCUGCUGUGGUGGCUCGGAUUGCCCAGCUAAAGGAUGAGUGUCCAGCACUCUUUGCCUGGGAGAUCCAACACCAGCUUUGUGCUGAGGGGAUUUGUACCCAGGACAAGACUCCCAGUGUGUCCUCCAUCAAUCGAGUCCUCCGGGCGCUCCAGGUAGACCAGCGGUUGCAUUGGACACAACUCAGAUCACCAGCUCUUUUGGCUCCAGCUCUUUCCAGUUCCCGCAGCAGCUGUGAGGUACCCCGAGGGGCCUCCCCAGGGACCAGUCACAGGAAUCGGACUAUCUUCUCCCCAGGCCAGAUGGAGGUGCUGGAGAAAGAGUUCCAGCGUGGGCAGUAUCCAGACUCAGUGGCCCGUGGAAAGCUGGCUGCUGCCACCUCUUUGCCUGAGGACACAGUGAGGGUCUGGUUUGCCAACAGAAGAGCCAAAUGGCGCCGGCAAGAGAAGCUCAAGUGGGAAAGACAGCUUCCAGAUAAUUCCUGUACCUCUCAGGAUCCCACUGCACCAACAGUUUCCUCAGGGGUCUUCGAUGCACAGGAGCCCCCAGGCAGUGGACCCUCAGCAGCCCUGGCUGUGCUGGAGCCGCUGAGUCCCAUCUGUCAGCUGUGCUGGGGGACAGUACCAGACAAGUGUCCCAGUGACACACCGCCCCAAGCCUGUCUCCAGUCCUGCUGGGAUCGCCACACCCUCCUUCCCGUGGCUUCCUCCUCACACCUGGAAUUUUCCUGGCCCUGCCUCACCACCCGUCCUGUUCGUUAUCUAAUUGGAGACCCAGGAAAAGCGACAUCAACCCAUUACUUACACUGGCCACAAGAGACCAUUUGGCAGUAA